CUGCCCCCAGCGGCGGGCGGAGCCUCCGGUUGCCCCGGGAGACGGUGCGGCCAUGGCGGAGCGCGGGGCCCAUUUGACGGGCGGCCUCUCGGCGAGUCCGGGCCGCCCGUCCGUCUUCGAGGUGGUUGCCCAGGACACGCUGAUGUCGGCAGUGAGGCCGGCCGCGCACCACGCCAGCAAGGUGCUUGCAGAAUCCAACCCCAGUCGCUAUGGGUUUCUAUGGCGAUGGUUCGAUGAAAUCUACGUGCUGCUGGAUGUUCUGCUUCAGCAUCAUUAUCUGUCCAGGACCAGUGCUUCCUUCUCUGAGAACUUUUAUAGUCUGAAAAGAAUUCCGUUGGGUAGUGGUCAUGGACUAUGGAGGUUAGCCAGCCGUGGGCUCCCAAGGACCCAGCACUGGCGAUCACUCCUCGUGCUAAUAGCUGUUCCAUAUGUAAAAGUCAAAUUGGACAAACUGUUUGCUCGGCUGCAAGAGGAGGAUGACUAUGCCAUACACCUCCCAGCGUCCUCUUGGAAGCGUCUUUACAAGGCCUUCCUUGCAGCCUAUCCUUUUGUGAACAUGAGUUGGGAGGCUUUGUUCCUUAUCUACCGGCUCUUAUACAUCUUCGAGAAAACACAGUUCCACUCACCACUGCUGCGAGUGGCAGGAGUCCGUUUGGGGAACCUGACCCCUGCAGAUAUUCAGGACCUCGAGAAAAAAUCCUCUUCCACCAGCAACCGCUCAGCCAGUGAAAGUGUGGUUGGAAAGCUGACUUCCUUUCUUGCUAAAGCGAUGGGGGGUGUGACAGUGUCCCUGUCGACUGGUAUAUCUGUGGGUGUCUUUUUCCUGCAGUUUCUCGAAUGGUGGUAUUCAUCUGAAAACCAGGAGACGAUUAAAUCCCUCUCCUCCCUCCCAACCCCUCCCCCACCAGUGCACUUUGACAAGCUAACUAAUGAGUCUUUACCUACACUGAAGACUGUAUGUCCUUUGUGCAACAAGAUUCGGACAAAUGACACAGCCUUGGCAACCUCUGGAUAUGUUUUUUGUUACCGAUGUGCUUACAGCUACGUAAAACGCCAUCAGCGAUGUCCUGUGACAGGCUACCCUUCUGAACUGCAGCAUCUAGUUAAACUUUACUCUCCAGAAGCAUGAAGGCAAAAGGUUUUGAUCCAUGUGCACAUACUAUUAUUUAUCAUGUAAUAUUUUAUACACAGAAGUCUGACUUAAUGACUUGUGAAGUGCUGUUUACUAUUGACAAGUUUCAACUGCAGCAUUUUUAUUGUCCAAUUUUCUGCCUCCCUCCUAAAUGUGCUGACAUGCAUAAUUCCUCAUUAAAGUGGUUGUGGAUGUAGACAGGAAACUUGUCCUAUGGAGCAUUGGUACUGAUGUUUACACAGGUCCCCCCUUUCCAGUCCUGGCCAGGAAUGACAGUCAGGAGAUCUGACUAAGAGGUCUAAGACCUGUUUUAGCAAUGCUGCCUUCUUGAUUGAGAUCAGCUAAAGGAACUCCUUCCUGUUGUGAGUUUGAAUUCUAAUACAUUGAUCUCUGAAACAUCAAGAGAACUGUACAUAAAUAAUUGCAUUCAUUGGUCAUUGUGAUGGGGCCAAGAGACAAUGGAGAUUGUGUAUGUCGGUGUUCGGCGUGAUCUCCCAUGAUAAUUCUGAAUCUUUUAAUGGAAUCUUGUCAUUCUCAAAUUUUAUUAAUAAAUCAUAAGUUCAGAGAGUUUACCAGUUCAUUAAUAGAUGCAGUAUAUAGUCUCUGAAUCAUGGUUUAAAAAAUUUACAUUGUAGGAAAUUCUCUAAAGAUUCAAACAAAAACCCCAUUUGGUUGAGAUUGAAUUCGAAAAUUAGAGCAAAAGCCUCGAACAUUGGCCCCUGUAAUCUAAAUGGUUCUUGAAAUUAAUAUUUUAAUGGUCAAGAUAUAAUAUGUACUGUGCACUAAAUCAGUAUGUUGUGUCAAAUGUUUCAAUAUUGUUUUGAAGAUGUUUAAUGUUUACCUGUAAACUAUAAUAAAUUAUACAUUAGCUCGACCAAUGAACUGACUUUACAUGAAAGCUGUAGAUGAAAGUCUUCAAAAUCUGAACAGAAGACACACUACCCAGAAGGGAUGAGAAGAGGAAUAAUGAAUUACACACGUCCAAAAUAAAAACAGAAAAUAUUGCAGAUCUCAAGCACGUCAGUUUUCAUCUGAGAGAAAGCCCCCUGGAGCUUAUGAGUCCAGUUUCGACCAAGUCAGUAGAAUCCCAAAGUGUAGUGGUUUUUGAGUUUUUAUGAAAAUAACUUGUUACCUAAGGGGUCGUUCAUGAUCAUAUUUUAAUACACAAUGUAUAUCUGGAAAACCAGUAUAUGUCUCAUGGUCAGAAAUUUCAUAAGCACGUUGGGAAAGGUCACGUUUUACUCAAAGUAGCAUCAGAGACAUUGACCUGCAAUGUAUAAUUAACAUUAAGUAAGCACAGGGAGACUUCAGUCAAAAGUUAAUUUUUAUACACCUGGAUUCAGCAGCCUUGUUUAUAGUGAUGCUUAUUAAGAAUCUGCAAACCUUCUGGCUGUGGUGUAUUUUUCUUCCCAGAGAGUGUUUUCUGAACAUUGCAAAUAACCCUUCUCGUUUAUACACUUUUUAAGUGUUAGUAUGAGCUAUUAAGCCUGACGUGUUAUGCUCUGCAGGAUAACUAAACAGAUUAAACAGAAUUCAAGUCCACACACUGUUAUAUACGGAGCACAGUCAGUGUGCAAGAGACUUCAGCCAUGUGAGACAGGCUGUGUGAGUGUACUGUUGGAAAUUUAAUUCAGAGGUAAUUCCAUGCAAAGGGAGACAAUGAUGCUUUAAGGAAGGUUUACUGCAAGAGGUAAGCUGUCCAUAAUGAGAGGUGAGUAGGCGAGGACAAGUGGCAUGAAUCAAGAAGCAUACGCGUGCAGUAAGACCAGCUGCAGAAAGAUAUCGUGAACUACAGCAUGAUACGAGUUUAGGGAAAGAAGUUAAAGAACAAAUUUAAAGUCCAAGUAAGGUCUUCAGAUUGUUUAGGUCUCCAAUGAUUUUCUUCUCUCUUUUAAAAAUAGCUGGUUAAGUAUAACAUUGAUACUGAUUUAUAAAAACUAUCAAUACAGUAAAUUGUAAAGAGCAGGGAAUUUAGAGUAAUUAAUACAAAUUAAAUCAAAUGCAAUAGUUGAUGGUAGAAAGGGUGAUGUGUUACUACAGCCAUGAUAUGGAAGUGUUGGCCUGGGGUAGACAAAGUUAAAAAUGUUCGAGGAGAAAGUGAGGACUGCAGGUGUUGGAGA
Chiloscyllium plagiosum (whitespotted bambooshark) is the source of this 3252-nucleotide messenger RNA. RefSeq names its product peroxisomal biogenesis factor 12 (gene pex12). Gene Ontology annotation, cellular component: peroxisomal importomer complex; peroxisomal membrane. NCBI's taxonomy places the organism in Eukaryota, Metazoa, Chordata, Chondrichthyes, Orectolobiformes, Hemiscylliidae. The record is from RefSeq and is a predicted model, not a curated record. Gene Ontology annotation, biological process: protein import into peroxisome matrix; protein monoubiquitination. Gene Ontology annotation, molecular function: zinc ion binding; ubiquitin-protein transferase activity; protein binding.